ACGUCGACCGCGUUAACGACAAGAUAACGGUUAAUCUUAUUGUUUAUUGACGCUCGUAAUAUUAAACACUUGUAGUUUAACAAUAAUGGUUUCUUUUAACCCGGUACCUGUGAUGUGUCUUUUGAUGGCAUCGUUCUCCAUUCACGUAUAUGGACAAUCAGCGGGAAUAUCAUGCCCAUCGUGCAUGCACGUUUCCUACAAAAUAUCCAACACGCCGUCGAUGUUCAGAAUAAUAAUGGAGCGGCUCAGGUCCGGCAUGACAAUUGCUGACCAGGCAUGCGCAGACAACAUGGUCAAACCGGACGUGUGUCCUAAACCAGAUAACACGUGUCAACGCAUUCUUAUAAAUGCAGUUGCAAAAGGCCUGAAGAACGUAUUUCCGAAUGCAACACUUGAGUCGACGGUGACAGUGCGGGGCUGCGCUACGGUGGGAUUCUUAAAUCAGAAUCCCGGAUCCUGUGUAGACCUGUCCACACUUCCGGAAAAAGACAAGAACAGCCUGAUAGCAUCCGUACAAAAACUGUAUGCGCAGUGGAGGGAGGUGACAUACCAAGGUCAAAUUUGCAACGGACUGUUGACAAAUAAGCAACUUGGCUUUCAUGUAAAUUUGGUUAAGUCUCAAAACGACUGAUAUUAAUAUCACAUUUUAUACAUUGUCCCGAUGUGUUGCAACAAUGUGAAGCUAAAAUAGAAUUGCUAAAUCUACAACGGAAAUUAAUGGAUAAACGUUCCAUGUUAAUCAAUAUGCUCUGCAUUUUAUGAAUGCCACGUAUUCACCUCUUUCAUGUACGUUUGAAUAGUUUUUACAUACAUUUUAUUCUAGUAAUUUGGGAAGGUUUAAAGAGUUGGCAUUCAGUGAUUCUGAUUGUAAAUGUAUGUA
Dreissena polymorpha is the source of this 880-nucleotide messenger RNA. RefSeq lists its product as uncharacterized. The coding region runs from base 86 to 631 and encodes 181 amino acids. The transcript is spliced from 3 exons. The record is from RefSeq and is a predicted model, not a curated record. Lineage: Eukaryota; Metazoa; Mollusca; Bivalvia; Myida; Dreissenidae.